This is a messenger RNA of Sus scrofa (pig), 1079 nucleotides long. Its product is annotated as myeloid-associated differentiation marker-like. Gene Ontology annotation, cellular component: cell-cell junction; plasma membrane. The record is from RefSeq and is a predicted model, not a curated record. NCBI's taxonomy places the organism in Eukaryota, Metazoa, Chordata, Mammalia, Artiodactyla, Suidae.
UUAAGGCUGGGCUCCAUGCCCAUCAGGAACUUCCUCUUCCGCCUCCUGCAGCUGCUCUCCACCUGCGUGCCCUUCUCCCUGGUGGCCAGCGAUGACAUUCUGAAGGGGGACAUCAUUAACUGGUACAUGUUCCUCUGGUGCUUCUGCUUCAUUGUGAGCCUCCUCAUCUUCCUAGUGGAGCUUUGCGGGCUCCAGUCCCGCCUCCCCUUCUCCUGGGAUGGAUUUCUCUAUGCCUAUGCCUUUAACUUCACCAUCGUCUGCCUCACAACCUCCAUCAUCUUCGGCACCGCCCACAUUCAGUUCUUGUCUCCAGGCCCCACCCGGGACCGCGCCACCACUGCCACCGCUUUCUCCUGCAUCGUCGCUGUGCUUUACGCCAUUGAAGUGGCCUGGGUCUAUGUCCGUCCUGGUGAUAUAUCCUGCUUUGUGCCCACCUUGCCAGGCAUGCUCCGGAGGCUGGAAAGCAUUGUGGCCUGUUUAAUCCUCACCAUCAACAGCAGCCGCUCCCUGUACCAGCACCAGCCGGCCCUGGAGUGGUGCGUGGCCGUGUAUGCCAUCUGCUUCAUCCUGGGCGCCGUGAACUUCCUGGUGAAUGGGUCUGACUGUGACAACGACAAAAAGCUGCCCAUUCCUUACCCCCGCUUCCUGCAGGGACAGACCGUGCUCUCACUCCUCCUCUACGCCAGCGCUCUGGUCCUCUGGCCUCUCUACCAGUUCAGUGAGAAGUUGGGCGGCCAGCCCCAGCGGUCCAGCGAUGACAGCUGCAGCGAUCACCACACCUCUUUCGUCUGCAUCUGGGACCUACGACUGACUGUGACCAUCUUGACAGCCAUCAACCUGCUGCUUUACGUGGUUGACACCGCGUACUUGGCCCGAGAGGCUCUUGUAGGAACUCAGGCUCAGCCCAGGGGCUCCCAAUAACUUUUUUCACUGGAAGUUUCUUUACUGGUGUCCUCUGAAGGUCCCUCUGUCCCUUCUCACGUCCCUCCCCCUCAUCCCAGCCUCUUCUCUGUUCCCUUCCCUUCUUCUGCUCUGUCUCCCUCCCUCUUUUCUCUGGCUGCCCACACUCUGCUUUGCCU